Molecule: messenger RNA, 399 nt
Organism: Colletotrichum gloeosporioides
Lineage: Eukaryota; Fungi; Ascomycota; Sordariomycetes; Glomerellales; Glomerellaceae
Exons: 2
Coding region: 1-399 (132 amino acids)
Source: RefSeq, a predicted model, not a curated record
AUGACCAAUGUAGCCGUUAUCCGGUGGAUUCUGGAUGCGUCCAACAACAUGAUCGAUCACGACUUGGACACCAACGCUCCAAUCAAGACGGCGGUAUGGGCAGUUGGAGACGUUCUCACGCGGAGAUGGGUCUCACAGGAACCAAUAUUUUACAUGGUGCCGGACAUUUUUCAGCGUGCUAUCGACAUUGAUCGAGCUGACGAUAAUGAAGAUUCUCGUAUGCUGCGUGUUCAAGUCGCACCCGAGCAAAAGACAGCAUCCUUUGUCAAGGUCCCAUCUGCGAAAUGCGUGGUAAACAGCGCGUCGCCGGUCCUCGGAAUCUUUUCUUUGAGCUUGACCUGUACCGAACAAACCAUAUGGCCUUUUACCGCACGCGUGGGCUUUGAGCAGGAGCUGUGA